Molecule: messenger RNA, 960 nt
Organism: Cornus florida
Lineage: Eukaryota; Viridiplantae; Streptophyta; Magnoliopsida; Cornales; Cornaceae
Exons: 4
Coding region: 24-584 (186 amino acids)
Molecular function (GO): fatty acyl-CoA hydrolase activity
Source: RefSeq, a predicted model, not a curated record
CUUUAGGUGACAGAAGAAAAUAAAUGGAGAGAGAGAAAUCCCCUGGUGGUCAAAACCCGGAUAUAUCCUCGUCUGCAACCACCACCGCCGCCGCCGCCAUGUCCGAUGACGUCUUUACAAAAUAUAAAUCUGACGUCCUUCGUUUCUUCAACAGAGUCGGAAUGUCCACACACGUCCCGCAGCGUUUCGAUACAAAGCACUUCUACUCCGAUUUGAUCGGAGGGCUCUUGAAGGUGCAAUAUCUCGAACGUGGCCGAAUCUCCUGUCUCCUCGCCGUCAAGCCUCCCGUUACCAAUAUUUACCACGGAUUACAUGGAGGUGCUGUUGCAGCUGUGGCAGAAAUGGUGUCAAUUGCUUGUGCUAGAACUGUUGUGGGCAAAGAUAAGGAGCUCUUUCUUGGAGAAUUGAGUGUAUCUUAUCUAUCUUCCGCUCCAGAGAAUGCGGAAUUAGUAAUUGAUGGUUCUGUAGUAAGGAGUGGAAGAAACUUGACUGUAACUGAAGUUUCGUUCAGACUUAAGAAAUCUGAGAAGUUAACCUACACUGCACGUGCUACGUUCUACAACAUGCCUGUUGCAAGUUUGUGAAGAUUCCAUUACUUUAGGCAUCUUGUAUUAAUACGAGUCUAAAGUCUCGCGCGGUGGCAGAAAUGUGACCAACCGCUUCGCUUAUGAGACAAGAAGAAUUGUUUGCAGUAUUGUAGAAUUCCAUUUUCUGUCACUUUCUACACACUGGUUGUAAAUGUAUAAGAGAAUUGAUUAAAAUAUUGUUAUAUAGUGUCAGUACAUUUCAACUGCAAACAGUGAGUGAUUUUUAUUAGUAAUGGAAUGCUGGUUUUGGAUUUAAUUCCGGUUGUUACCAAUAAGAUUGGAUUGAUGGACACUACUAGCUUUUUAUAUGAUUACAAGUUACAACUGCUAAUAAGGAAAAGAGAAUAUAUAAAAUAUUGGGUAUAGAUUUUUU